Messenger RNA from Fonsecaea nubica, 1083 nucleotides. RefSeq lists its product as hypothetical. Gene Ontology annotation, cellular component: cytoplasm. The record is from RefSeq and is a predicted model, not a curated record. Gene Ontology annotation, biological process: NADPH regeneration. Bases 1 to 1083 code for a protein of 360 amino acids. Gene Ontology annotation, molecular function: oxidoreductase activity; nucleotide binding. Lineage: Eukaryota; Fungi; Ascomycota; Eurotiomycetes; Chaetothyriales; Herpotrichiellaceae. The transcript has 3 exons.
AUGGGGUCGCACGCAGGAAAAAGUGGCAAGAUGCUCAACAUUGCAGUGGCUGGUUUGGGCCGGAUGGGCAAGCGCCACGUCGCAACACUCCUCAAUCGUGUCGCCCGCGCCCGAGUUGUCGCGGUCUGCAGCGCAGCUCCCCAUGAGACGGAAUGGGCACGCGGGAAUCAAGACUACAUCGACUUCGACAUCGAGGUGUACGACAGCUACGAUGACAUGUUGAACCACCAGGGUCUGCAAGCCGUCUGGAUCUCGACCAGCACCGAUGUUCACGCCAGCCACACGAUCAAGGCUAUCGAAAAGGGCUUGCACGUCCUGUGCGAGAAGCCGUUAAGCACAGAUCUUGACGAAGUUUCGGCUGCCAUCGCCGCCGCAGAAUCCCGGCCCGACCUGAAAGUGAUGGCAGGAUUCUCGCGGCGCUUCGACGCCUCCUACCGGGACGCAUACCAAAAGGUCAAAUCUAACACCAUCGGCGAGCCGUACCUAGUCCGCAGCAACACUUGCGACCUGCUGGACGAGACGGGGUUCUUUGUCGCCUACGCGAAGCGCAACGGUGGCAUCUUCGUCGACUGCACGAUCCACGACAUCGAUCUCGCGCUAUGGUUCAUGGACAGUCCUGCGCCAAAGUCCUGCUUCGCCGUGGGCACGUUGAAGCACCAUCCAGAACUGGCCGAGAGCCACGAUGUGGACAAUGGGGUCGGUGUUGUAGAGUUUUAUGGCGGAAGGAUCGCGUACUUCCACGCCUCGCGCACCCAGGCUCAUGGCCACGACGUCUGCACUGAAAUCAGUGGCACCCAAGGUAAGGUCAUGGUCAACGUCAUCCCCAAAGCCAACAACGUGGUCGUCGCGGACAGGACGGGCAUGCGACACGAGGUCCAGCCCGAAUACUGGCAGCGCUUCGAGGACGCCUUUGCAACCGAGGCUCAGGAGUUUGUCGCCGCCGUGCUCGAGGAUAAGAAGGUGCCAGUGUCUUUGGAGACCGGGUUCCUCGUCAUGAAGAUCGGGCGCGCGUUACAGGAGAGUCUGAUGACAGGAAAAGUGAUCAAGUUUGAUGAACAGGGCGAGAGAAUCGAGGAUAGUUAG